This is a messenger RNA of Hemicordylus capensis (graceful crag lizard), 2767 nucleotides long. RefSeq names its product nipsnap homolog 2 (gene NIPSNAP2). The record is from RefSeq and is a predicted model, not a curated record. NCBI's taxonomy places the organism in Eukaryota, Metazoa, Chordata, Lepidosauria, Squamata, Cordylidae. The coding region runs from base 24 to 1025 and encodes 333 amino acids. The transcript has 10 exons. Gene Ontology annotation, cellular component: mitochondrion.
GCUCCACUAAGGGGGGCGCGCGCAUGCGCACUGGCUCUCAAGCGUGCAUCACCUUUGCAGCCAGGUCAUUAAAGGGAGAGGAAGCUCUUUCAGGAAGAUGUGAAUGGGCAGCAAGACGAUCUACAGAAAGCGAUACACUUAAAACAGCAAACUUUUUUUUGUUUCUGUUUGCCGACUUGGACGAAGUGAAAUUGACCAGACUUCCUGCAGGCAUUUUGCAGACAGGCGGGAACUGGCCAGCAGAGACUGUUCUAGGGGGUCUUGUGUCUUCGAGUAGCCGAUCGGGAGAGGACAGCUGGUUAAAGUCCCUCUUUGUCCGCAAAGUGGAUCCCCGGAAGGAUGCUCACUCCAACCUCUUAGCCAAAAGAGAGACCAGCAGUCUCUAUAAACUGCAGUUUCACAACGUCAAGCCAGAAUGCCUAGAAUCUUACAACAAGAUCUGUCAGGAAGUGCUGCCAAAGAUCCACAAAGGGAAGGAGUAUCCCUGUACGCUGGUGGGGACCUGGAACACGUGGUAUGGAGAACAAGAUCAAGCUGUCCAUCUUUGGCGGUAUGAAGGAGGCUACCCGGCCCUGACGGAGGUCAUGAGUAAGCUACGGUAUGACAAGGGCUUCAUGGAAUUCCGCAAAGCCAGAGGAAACAUGCUUCUCUCCCGUAAGAAUCAGCUGCUCUUGGAGUUCAGCUUCUGGAACGAGCCUGUCCCCAGGACGGGGCCGAACAUCUACGAGCUGAGGUCUUACCAGCUUCGCCCUGGAACAAUGAUCGAAUGGGGUAACUACUGGGCCCGUGCCAUCGGUUUCCGGCAGGACGACAAAGAAGCCGUCGGCGGCUUUUUCUCGCAGAUCGGGCAGCUGUACAUGGUCCAUCACCUCUGGGCCUACAAAGAUCUCCAGACAAGAGAAGACAUAAGGAACGCGGCGUGGCAUAAACCGGGCUGGGACGAGCUGGUGUAUUACACAGUUCCCCUCAUCCAGGAAAUGGAGUCCCGAAUCAUGAUACCCCUGCAGAUCUCUCCGCUUCAGUAACGACAUGGCAGAUCGGCCGAUGCCUAUGUGUCGAUUUCCGUUGUUUGUCUUUUUUUUUUUAGUUAAGUUGACCGUAUGCGUGUGGCCAUUGAAACCUUCACUUCUGAAAGUACUGUACGUUGGGGCUGGUGGGUGAGACCUGCAAGAGCACUUAGGGGGAUUAAUAGGGUCGUUUUAUUAUGUCUUAGUGUUUGACCGUACAACCGGGUCCUCUCUGAAACAGCCUCUUUUGAGCAGCACCAGGCCUCUGGAGAAACAGCAGGCACUGAUGGAAAAACACACUAGCUUUGCUAGUGAUUGCAUGAGCUUUAAACCCUUGAAUGAAGCUUUAUCUAAUCAUGGGGAGAUUCAUUGUGGACACACUCCUGGGUAUUGUGCUUUUCCUUUCCAGGCAUGGUUAAAAAUCCUCUGCCUGGAAUUUAAAAAAACCCCUCCAGCAAACUGGUGGCUGGUGUGGCCCACUGGUGAAGAAAAAUGUGAUUUUAUUGAAUCUAUCCAGUUGUAUUAUACUGGAUCCAAAACUCAAAAGAAGUCAGUGAGAGAGCACAAUAGUCAUAGCAGUAGCCAUUGCUAGGGAAAGCAGCCUAGAGUCACAAAUAGGGUCCUUGCUGUCCUGGGAAAUUCCAAGGGUCAUGGAAUCAGGCAUGUUACCACUUUGUCAACAACUCUAGCCAUAAGCAACAUUUCCAAUUAAUGCUAUAUACACCCACUGGCAAGAGAACAUCUCCUACAGUAUACAAGACCACUUUUUUUUUCAAACAAAGCCCUUCAAUAUCAUAGACUGUGCCCAAAGUGUGCAAAAGACGUCCAUAACGGAAUCCGCCUCAAAAUGGCCAGACAUUCUGAUUCCGUUACUGACAUGUUUUGCCUGUUUCAGAACACUGCCUAGAAUACUGAAGGGGUUUGUAACAACAUGGCCUUGUGGUAGAUGUCCUCUUGCUAGUGGGGAUAUAUAAUAUCAACUCAAAACGUUGCUUGUGGCUACAGCCGUAACAUGCCUGAUUCCGUUACCUGCGAGAUUGCCCUCUCUUCGGGGAGCUUUGAAAGCCUCCGAUUCUCUUCCGCUGCUCUUCCUAGGAAUGGUUGUAUCACUCCAUAUUUUCAUAGCCAGUUUUCUCUUCCCCAGACAGCAGAAACAAUUGAUCAAGUGGGGAGGGGGAAGAAGAGAGGAGAUGCCCGCUUGAAACUUCUCUUAUUGGUCUAUGAGCCAGCUAGGGGGGUUGGUAUCAGCUGGAGAGGCCGGCUCACGGAUGAUGCCAUUUUCACUCUCCAAUCAGAAGACUCCAGGUUCCUCUCCUUAGGACCGUAGCCUUCUCCCACAUCCGAAUGUGUCAACGAUGUACAAUUUUUUAUUAACACUCCUAGAUUAUAUCGUGAAGCCAAAGGGGAAGGGAGAUGGGGGCUGAUUUAUUUCAUAAGCACUGAUCUCCAUAUUUUGGCCAGUUGUGUGGUUUGACUAAGGCAAAUGCAGCUGAUUCUGAUAGAAUGCAUCUAGGCGACGUGCGUCAAAUCACUUAGGACUGGCACAAAUCAGUUGCAGUUUCCUGUUUCUUGAUUUUGCUUUAGAAUAGAGACUUUAAAAAAAAUAAAAUUGGUGUCUCAUGAUGUUGAACCUAUGAUCCGGUUAGUUGAAAUCAGUGCAAUACACCUCUGUGUGCCGUUACGUAUCCAACAUCCACUGUAUACGUUUCCGUGAGUUUUCUGCCAGAACAUACCAAUAAAAUCAUUUUGAUUUUCGCAUA